AAAACCUCAUCUACUUCCUUUCAUUCCCUCCACUCAUUCCUUUCAUGCCAAUAGAGAUUAGAGAAUCCAAACACAACACACACAACACAUUAACAUUAGAACAAGAUAAGACAUCACAAAACUAAAAAAACAACUCAUAAUAUAACCAACCAAAUCCACACAGACCAUCCUCUCUUUCUCUGCUGUAAACUCUGCAGAGCCUCAUCAUUGCAACAAUGUCUUGCUCCAAUAUCACCAUGUUGGUCUCAUCCAAACCUUCAUUACCUGAUGCCUCUAACCUCUCUUUCCGUUCUGCUCUCAACCCUUUUCAGCUUCCUUCACAAAACUCAUCAUCUUCUUGCACUCCUUCAAGACCAACUCAAAUUCAGUGUGGUCUAAGAGAACUCAGAAACCGUAUUGAUUCUGUCAAAAACACUCAGAAAAUCACUGAAGCAAUGAAGCUUGUGGCUGCUGCAAAAGUCAGAAGAGCUCAAGAAGCUGUUGUUAAUGGCAGACCUUUCUCACAGACACUAGUUGAAGUCCUUUACAGCAUCAAUGAACAGCUUCAAACCGACGAUAUCGAAGCUCCUCUAACUAAGCUUAGACCAGUGAAAAAAGUUGCUCUUGUUGUUUGCACUGGUGAUAGAGGUCUCUGUGGUGGAUUCAACAAUGCAAUAUUGAAAAAAGCUGAAAAAAGGAUUGCUGAGUUGAAAGGUCUUGGACUUGAUUACACUAUUAUCAGUGUUGGUAGAAAGGGUAACUCUUAUUUCCUUCGUAGACCUUAUAUACCUGUUGAUAGGUUUCUUGAAGGUGGAAACCUUCCUACUGCUAAAGAAGCACAAACUAUUGCGGAUGAUGUUUUCUCACUCUUUGUUAGUGAAGAAGUUGACAAAGUUGAACUUUUGUACACUAAAUUUGUGUCAUUAGUGAAAUCAGAGCCUAUAAUCCAUACUUUGCUUCCACUGUCACCAAAAGGUGAAAUCUGUGAUAUUAAUGGAAACUGUGUUGAUGCUGCCGAGGAUGAGCUUUUCAGGUUAACAACAAAAGAAGGAAAGUUAACUGUUGAAAGAGAUGCUGUUAGGUCUAAGACGAUUGAUUUUUCGCCGAUUUUGCAGUUUGAGCAGGAUCCUGUUCAGAUUCUUGAUGCACUUUUGCCACUUUAUUUGAACAGUCAAAUCUUGAGGGCUUUGCAGGAAUCACUUGCUAGUGAAUUAGCUGCUAGAAUGACUGCUAUGAGUAGUGCUUGUGAUAAUGCUAUUGAGUUGAAGAAGAAUUUAUCAAGGGUUUAUAAUAGACAGCGUCAAGCUAAGAUCACUGGUGAAAUCCUGGAAAUUGUUGCUGGUGCUGAUGCCUUGGUAUAGAGUGUAUUUAUAUGUUAUAUUCUCUCAUCCAUGGUUGGAUUCCUUUGUAGGUAUAAUGGAUAUUGCCCUUUUCAUUCUAUAUAUAAUAUGCUUAUGCUUGUAUAAGACUGUUAUGCUAUGCAUGCAAUUGUUACAAUUUUAUUGUCUUUUCCUAAUAUGCAAACUUUGUGCACUAGGAAAACUGCAAUUUAAUUUGAAGUGGACUCACUCUUUGUUCAGUUUUUUUCCAUUCUGAGUUAUAUAUAAAUGUAAUAACAUAUCUGUAUAAAUAAUAUUCAGAAAGUUCUGUGUUAA
This is a messenger RNA of Medicago truncatula (barrel medic), 1634 nucleotides long. Its product is annotated as ATP synthase gamma chain, chloroplastic. The record is from RefSeq and is a predicted model, not a curated record. The transcript has a single exon. Gene Ontology annotation, cellular component: chloroplast thylakoid membrane. Gene Ontology annotation, molecular function: proton-transporting ATP synthase activity, rotational mechanism. The coding region runs from base 216 to 1340 and encodes 374 amino acids. Gene Ontology annotation, biological process: proton motive force-driven ATP synthesis. Lineage: Eukaryota; Viridiplantae; Streptophyta; Magnoliopsida; Fabales; Fabaceae.